This is a messenger RNA of Prunus avium (sweet cherry), 1157 nucleotides long. Lineage: Eukaryota; Viridiplantae; Streptophyta; Magnoliopsida; Rosales; Rosaceae. The record is from RefSeq and is a predicted model, not a curated record.
UCCUACUUCACAAAUCCGAUCUCUGCUUUCAGAGAAAGAAGGAAAAUGGAGUCUUCAACUUCCUCAAUCUCCAUGACAGCCUCCUCAAACCCACCUUCCAAACGCCUUUUGUUUGAUCGCCGUUAUGGUUGGGUAAUUGAUGAAUGGAAAGACCCAUCGGAGGAAGCUCUGGCGGGUGGCCGAGGAAUGUUUUGCGUCCUGCCUCUUGCAAAAUCUUUGAUAAAGAUGGCUUCGCAGUCGGUAUGAUGAAUUUUCAGCUCAUUCUUACAUUUACAUUUGAGAUUCUUGUUAUUCUAUAUUUCACUAAAAAACUGAAUUCACUAUUAGUUCUUUGAUAUGUGUUUUGCACUUUCUUUAUGUACGUUAACAUUUUGACAACUUAUUUGGCAUCAGACAUAUUAAUUUUAUUAGGGUGUGCUAAUUGGACUUUGGGGAUUAUCAAUAAUUUAACCAUCUGAGAGGCACAGAUAAACAGAAUUUGGUCUCUCUGGACUUCAUAAGUUUAGACUACUGCCGAAAGAAAGGUGCUUUAAACUUAUCAAAAAUUACCCAAAAAAGGGAUCAAAAUGCUUUAAGUCCAGUCAGUCAGCUUUUGUUUUCACUACAUGUUGGUGAAGCCGUUGAGCUAGACUUGCCCCUGGUUGUUGUUGUUGUGAUUUGUACCACUGGAACUUAGCUUGCCACUUUCCCACAUGCCAUGAAGAAGUUAUAGUGUUGUACUGUGCUGAUAGUUUCAUUGCAUAAAAAUAUGUAAGCUAUGUUUGUUUGCGACCACCACGUUGAUAAUUUUAGAACAAUUCAUCCAUCAGCGUACAUUGAAACGUUUUAAACCCCUCACUGUAAGAAAUGUUUUACAAUGAUUGAAAGAAAUACUCACUUUGUAGCUAGAAAUCAAGGGCAACCCAGAGUCUCUUCCCUCUGCCAGCAUAUCUGCUGUGGACUUAGCUGAUACAGGAAAUCUGUGAGCCAAGGAGGGCAAAAGAGCCGUUAAUUUAGUGUCUUCCAUCAUCAUGCAUUAGCCGAUUCACCCUAUAAUUUGUGUUGGGGAAAUCAAUAUGGCUUUGUGAGAUAGAAUACAAAGGAGAAUUAGUUUGGUUGUAGGCUUAGCUGUGAUAGAUAGACAUGAAUUAUAGCAAAUAUGUGAUAUUCAAAUAUUA